AUGAUGAACAGAGGGGGCGAAUACGGUAUUGACGCACAGGGCUCUUUAAAUAUCUUCUGGAGGAGGCGUUGCUUUGGCACAGGUCCAGAACCUUUACCGAAAACACCCAUCAGCUUGCGUCUCCAGCUCGCCUGUGAUCAGAUGACUGAGGACGGUUUGCCGGACAGCUUCAAGCCUCUUUGUGUUACCGUACCGGUGAUGGUUUGGAACAGAUGCGGCACACAAAAGGUUCCGAUUGUAUAA
Angiostrongylus costaricensis is the source of this 243-nucleotide messenger RNA. The record is from the annotation of a GenBank genome assembly. NCBI's taxonomy places the organism in Eukaryota, Metazoa, Nematoda, Chromadorea, Rhabditida, Metastrongylidae.